CAGGGGCCCCCACUAAGGCUGCAGGCCCCCCACGCACUGACUGCCCCCAGUCACCCCCUCAACCUGCGCGGUCGUCCUGCGACUGAUGGUCCAGACAGCAGCAGCGUGACAGCAAGGGGACACCACCACGCCGAGGAAAACCUGACGUCUCCCCCCCCUGAAUCAUCUGAGGAUCACGAUGGACUCUUCUGCCGUUUAUAUACACAGUCACUUCAUAAUGAGCCUCACAGAGAAACCCUGUAUAGCCAGCUAGCAAUAGAUUAAAUCAAUUUUCAACUAAUAGUAGAAUAACAUUGAAAGUACAGAUGGAUACAGCUACGCUAGCGACGCUGGCUGCCACCGCCACUGCAGCUCUGGCCUCCCACUCACAAAUGACGGACUACCUUUGGCUCUUGGUGGUCGGAUUCAUCAUCGCCUUCGUCCUGGCGUUCUCUGUGGGAGCCAAUGACGUCGCCAACUCCUUUGGUACGGCGGUGGGCUCCGGAGUGGUCACCCUGCGGCAGGCCUGCGUCCUGGCCACCAUUUUUGAGACACUGGGCUCCGUGCUGUUAGGGGCAAAGGUCAGCGAGACCAUCCGUCAGGGGAUCAUCGACGUGCGGAUGUACAACGGCUCAGAACACGUCCUCAUGGCGGGAUCCAUAAGUGCAAUGUUUGGAUCUGCUGUGUGGCAGCUGGCUGCAUCAUUCCUGAAGCUCCCCAUCUCUGGAACCCACUGCAUUGUUGGAGCCACAAUUGGCUUUUCAAUGGUAGCGAGAGGCCACCAAGGGGUCAAAUGGAUGGAACUACUACGAAUUGUGGCCUCCUGGUUCCUGUCACCUGUUCUGUCUGGAUUCAUGUCUGGGAUUCUCUUUUAUUUUGUCCGCAAAUUCAUCCUGAGCAAGGCGAACCCCGUACCAAAUGGACUGAGAGCCCUUCCUGUCUUCUAUGCCAUCACUAUGGGCAUCAACCUCUUCUCCAUCCUGUACACAGGAGCUCCACUGCUCGGCUUCGACAGAGUGCCCUGGUGGGGUACGCUGUGCAUUUCUCUGGGCUGCGCCAUCGUCGUCGCUCUGGUCGUUUGGUUUGUGGUCUGUCCGCGUCUCAAGAAGAAAAUCGAACGUGAAACAGCUCCUGCUCCCUGUGAGACCCCGCUAAUGGAGCAGAACUCUAGCAAGCCUCCAGCAGAGAACCCCCGACCCCCGUCUGACCUGCGUCCGCACAACCCUCCAGCAGAAAUCCAAAAGGUGGACUUCAAACUCGGAGGCUCAGAGGAGGCGGAUCUAAACAGCGAAAUAGACGCCAAAGAUCUUGACAUCGCCAAUGGUCUGAAUGGCUCUGUAGGCCACAUGACCAUCACCGAUCCUCACAGCGGACGCUCCCACACCGUCCACAAGGACUCCGGCCUUUAUAAAGACCUGCUGCAUAAGCUCCACAAGGCCAAGGUUGGGGACUGCAUCGGUGACAGUGACACGGAGGAGCGGCCCAUGCGGAGGAACAACAGCUACACCUCCUACACCAUGGCCAUAUACGGCAUCCAAGGCGAUCCUAAAUACAAAGACGUGGACACCGGCUUCCAGAGAAGACCCCGGGUGGACAGCUGCAGCAGCUACAACUCAGCAAUGACCAGUGGCAGCGCGGUCCCCGACGGGAGCGUGACUCUGGAGGCCGACGGGAACGUUGCCGUGGAGGAAGACGAGCUGGAGAUCGACCAACCUGCAGUUUCUUUGCUCUUCCAGUUCCUGCAGAUACUCACCGCGUGCUUCGGCUCUUUUGCUCACGGGGGAAAUGAUGUCAGCAAUGCCAUCGGCCCACUGGUGGCCCUUUGGCUUCUCUAUGAGAGUGGGUCUGUGGUGUCGAGCGCUCCCACGCCCAUCUGGCUGCUCCUCUACGGGGGGGUAGGAAUCUGCGCUGGACUCUGGGUGUGGGGUCGCAGGGUGAUCCAGACCAUGGGUAAAGACCUGACUCCCAUCACACCCUCAAGUGGCUUCAGCAUCGAGCUGGCUUCAGCGGUCACAGUUGUUGUGGCGUCUAACAUCGGCCUUCCUGUCAGCACGACACAUUGCAAGGUGGGAUCUGUGGUGGCGGUAGGAUGGCUGCGCUCCAGGAAAUCUGUUGACUGGCUUCUGUUCAGGAAUAUCUUUAUCGCCUGGUUUGUGACGGUCCCCAUCUCCGGGCUCAUCAGCGCUGCCAUUAUGGCGCUCUUCAUAUAUGUAAUUCUGUGACAUCCUAACACGCUGUCACCUAACAUAGUACUUUGUUAAAAACGUGCCUGAAACUGUUUCACUUUGCUUCUCUGCUAAAUAAUUGAUGUAUCAUCCAGUGUAAUUUCAUCUCACGGUAAUUGUUUAACUCAUAGGAAUGUUUCCAAGAAUGACACGGACUUCUAGUGACGCUGUUCAGAUGUCCAAAAGACUGUUAUCAUGUACAGUAUAUUCUUCUGUAAAUUUGUAUAAAGACAAUGUAUAUUAUUCAAAUCAGUCUUCCGGUGAACAAAAGUGCAUGCAGUAGUCGAAAACUUGAAUGGAAGUUAAAUUGUUGAACAUUUUUGAAUGGAAAGAGUUGCUUCAUGAGAAGGGAUUUCAGGGUGUGUAUGCCAGCGUGUUUGACUCAAUAAAAUUGUUUUGUGAUUAAAAAAAUUUAAAAAAUGUGAUCUUAAAUUUCAUGUUUAUAAUUAUCAAAGUAUUAUAAGAAAGUUACCAGGUUUGCCUUUCUGUGUUAAUUGUAGUCUUUAUGUUUAUGUAUAACUAUUUUUCAGCAAUGGUAGUUAUUUUAUAUUAUUUCAAAUAAAAGAAAAAAAU
Messenger RNA from Fundulus heteroclitus (mummichog), 2777 nucleotides. RefSeq names its product solute carrier family 20 member 1a (gene slc20a1a). Gene Ontology annotation, cellular component: membrane. Gene Ontology annotation, biological process: phosphate ion transmembrane transport. Gene Ontology annotation, molecular function: phosphate transmembrane transporter activity. The coding region runs from base 306 to 2201 and encodes 631 amino acids. Lineage: Eukaryota; Metazoa; Chordata; Actinopteri; Cyprinodontiformes; Fundulidae. The transcript is spliced from 12 exons. The record is from RefSeq and is a predicted model, not a curated record.